Messenger RNA from Clunio marinus, 189 nucleotides. Lineage: Eukaryota; Metazoa; Arthropoda; Insecta; Diptera; Chironomidae. The record is from the annotation of a GenBank genome assembly.
AUGAAAGCAAUAACGUUGCAAUUUCCUUUCAAAGACAAUGAAGGAAGGCACGACCAAAGAGGAUUAGAAAAGAAAACUUCCCCUUCGCUGAAACGGAGUCUUUUCGGCACGAGAUGGAAUGUCGCAAGAGUUUAUGAUGAAAAAGUUCUUGAUAAUCUAGAAUUAUUUAUGAAGGCUCUAAUGGAUUGA